AUGGCCGAUACUCUCUACUACACCCCGGCCGACCUCCAUGCUUACCGGCUGCGUGAGGAGAGGAGGAAGAGGCUGGAGGCGAGCCAGGCGCCUCCCCCAACCCAAACAGGAGAGGCCAUCCAGCCGAUCGACCGUCUGGUGGCUGACGGCAGCUGCGCCCGCUGCCCGACGGACUUUUCUGUGCGCGCCAGCGACGCGGGCCUCGAAAUCACCGUGUGGCAAGACUUUGGGCCCGAGGCGCCGGUGACGGACAUGUGGUGGCAGAGCCACAUCCCAGGCCCCGUGCUGCAGAGCGAGGCCGCGCGCGGCGAGGCACAGCCCGUGGCGCCCAACACGUGGCAGUCGGGGCCCACGAUCGAGCACGACCCCGGUUCUGUGCGUGUGAUGUUCGAGACGGGCGACGCAGUGGAUGGGUUGUGGGGAGAGCGGCGAACGGAGGGUACAGACGAGGCGGGUGGUGAUGGUACGAUUGCAAGGCAGACGGAGUUUGGUAGUCUGUGA
This is a messenger RNA of Sporothrix brasiliensis 5110, 501 nucleotides long. RefSeq lists its product as uncharacterized. Bases 1 to 501 code for a protein of 166 amino acids. NCBI's taxonomy places the organism in Eukaryota, Fungi, Ascomycota, Sordariomycetes, Ophiostomatales, Ophiostomataceae. The record is from RefSeq and is a predicted model, not a curated record. The transcript has a single exon.